CUUGUCUGCGUGCGGGCCACGCCAGUCAAACCUUGACAUUGGUACGCAACAGGUGACAGCUGACAUCCACUAUGACAUUGGGAGACUUACUGUCCCAAAUGGGUAUAGGAUCGAAACAUCUUACUGAAAGAUUUUCCCAUUCGGAUUUCGUUGGACCCUCUUCGCCACAUGAUUCCCACGUAAUUUACGCGUACGAACCAUCACACUCAUCGCAUGGGCACGUUGCCUCUUCUAAACACCAUCAUGGAGGCGGUGGCCAUAAAAGCAACGCGGCAAUGUCGGCCCUGACGCUGCUGGCAUUCUUAUUCUUCCUUCAUAUUCUCCAGCAGUGCCUUAGGGACCACAUGAUGGCCAUGAGUACUCCCCCAGUCAUGAUUAUGACCGCAAGUAGAGAAGGCGAAGAGCCCAUCUCAAAAACUGCAGCGAACAAAGUCGACAAAUACGGAAAAAGCGAAAAUCAAAAAAAGGGUAUCGAAACCGGAAAAAGUAGAACACACGAAGACGAUUCCAAUGAUAAAAAAGAAGUAUUGAUGAAAAUCAAUACCGCCGAGCACACGCCGAAACAUGGAUCGCCAAGUUAUGUCAGAGUGUUCAGAAAUUACGGGAAUAAAAGUUUGGAAUACCGCGGAUUUGUAAGCGCGAUGGACGAGGAUUUUAAAUAAAUAUUGGUUUUGAAAAUUAUGCGAAUGCAUUAUUUGGUACAGCGUUGUCUGCU
Molecule: messenger RNA, 715 nt
Organism: Pectinophora gossypiella (pink bollworm)
Lineage: Eukaryota; Metazoa; Arthropoda; Insecta; Lepidoptera; Gelechiidae
Exons: 3
Coding region: 72-662 (196 amino acids)
Source: RefSeq, a predicted model, not a curated record